AUCGUUUAUCAGCAGCAAUGGCUACACAGUUCUUGCCAACCAUAGCUACUACAGAGCCACCAUUAUAUUGCAUAAUCGACUAGGUGUAAGUAAUAGAAAGAAGAAGAAGAAAAAAAAGAUCAGUAAGUAUCAUCCAUUAUAAAAAAAAAAGACGACAAAAACUAGUUCCUUUAGAAGAAUAAAGCUAUAUAUAUAUAGAUAAUAUAUAUGUGUAUUUCAAAAUAAUAUAUUCUUUACCAUAUUGAAUAUGUUAUUUGUGUGUAUGUGGAAAAAACAACGACCUCCACCACCACCUCCACCAGCGCGUCCAAUCAAUGUACCACCACCAUUACCUCCAGGAUGGUUAGAAUAUUAUACUCAAGGUGGUAGACCUUAUUGGUACAAUACUGUGACCGAACAAACUACCUGGGAUCGACCUAGUCAGCCAGCAACUCCACCACCACCACCACCAACAACAACAUCUCCAAUCAAACCCAAAAAAGCAAGGAAAAAGAUUCCAGGUACUACUUGGUUAUUGGUGACGACAGACGAUGGUACGGAAUUCUAUUAUGACAAAACAACCAAGACAUCCAAAUGGGAAAUGCCACUGGAAUUAGAAGAACCUAUUGCUCAUAUGAAGAACGAAGAAAAAGAACAAGAAGAGAUGAAACGGAAACAUGAUACAAUUGAAUCGGUGGAUGUCAAACGACAAAAAGUCGCACCUGAAGAACAAUCAACAGAAAUGACAGAAGAAGAUAUCGAGUGGCAAAUGGCAAACAUGGAUCCAGAGGAAUUGGCGGCACUUGGACUUGAUCAAGAACAAGAAGAAUCAGAAGAAAAACAAGAAGAAGAUCAAGAAGAAGAACAAGUACAGCUAGAGACAAAAGAUGAAUUCAAUCAGGACUCUCUGAAACAUGAACAACAAGAAUCAUCAUCUGAUAAAGGGGAAGAUCAAGUAUCAGAAGAAGAAAGAGUAGAACUUUUUACGCAAAUGUUGACAGAAAAGGAUAUUUCACCAUUUGCCAGCUGGGAAAAGGAGUUACCAAAACUAAUUACAGAUCCAAGAUAUCAAUUGGUACAACCUCACAACAAACGAAAAACAUUAUUCAACAAUUACUGUCGUCUUUUAGCCCUUGAAAAGAAAAGCAACGAAAAACCAAAGACAUCAGUAGAAGAAGAAUUCAAGAAAUUGGUAGAAGACAUAGCAACCAAUAAGAUGUAUUGGGAUGAUUUUCGACGCAAAGCCAAGGAUGAUCCAAGGUUCAAGGCGAUCCGGGAAUCCAAAUUACGUGAAACCUUGUUUAAGGAUCACAUCAAGACUUUAUCUAAAAAAGAAACCAACAAGGAUCGUUAUCGACAAUUAUUGAUAGAAAAAAUCCAUGGUCCAAUGCGAUGGCGGGAUGCAAAACGGCUAUUGGAACAUGAUGAUCGUUACCAUGACAUUGAAUCUAAAACUUUACGGGAAGAUCUAUUCCGGGACUAUUUGGAAGAAUUGGAUAAAUAAUAGAUAUAUAGAUAUUUUUUUGAAUAAAGAAUGGAUAUUUUUAUUAUGAAUGAGAUGAAGUUUUUUUUUUUUUUUUUAUGAGAUACAAAUGUAUGAUACAAAUCAAAACUAU
Molecule: messenger RNA, 1595 nt
Organism: Halteromyces radiatus
Lineage: Eukaryota; Fungi; Mucoromycota; Mucoromycetes; Mucorales; Cunninghamellaceae
Exons: 7
Coding region: 248-1483 (411 amino acids)
Cellular component (GO): nucleus
Molecular function (GO): transcription coregulator activity; RNA polymerase binding
Source: RefSeq, a predicted model, not a curated record